Echinops telfairi (small Madagascar hedgehog) is the source of this 2477-nucleotide messenger RNA. RefSeq names its product zinc finger protein 343-like. Gene Ontology annotation, biological process: negative regulation of transcription by RNA polymerase II. Gene Ontology annotation, molecular function: DNA-binding transcription repressor activity, RNA polymerase II-specific. NCBI's taxonomy places the organism in Eukaryota, Metazoa, Chordata, Mammalia, Afrosoricida, Tenrecidae. The coding region runs from base 198 to 1349 and encodes 383 amino acids. The transcript is spliced from 2 exons. The record is from RefSeq and is a predicted model, not a curated record.
GCGGAAGGGAGCUUCAGUGAGCGCUGGCUGCGGGGUGACGAGCAGGCAGCAGAGAUGCAGCUGGAGAUGAAAUAACGUCCAGCUGGCCCUGAGCAGAAUUUCCAGGCCGCCUCUGCACUGACUGGGGCCAUAGUGUGUUCUGGUCCUUACACUCAGAGAAGGCCUGGAAGACCUUGGCUUGAAGGAACAGGGAAGAAAUGGACACCAUGAAGAAGCUCACAAAAGGUUUGUCUUCUCCUGAUACUGACUGGCGCCAAGAGAAAAAGCAGAAGCAUCACCAGAUACUGGAGCCAGUCACAAUCCAGGAUGUCACUGUGCUUUUCUCGGAGGCAGAAUGGGAGACACUGAGCUCUGAGCAGAAGACCCUGUACAGAGACGUGAUGCUGGAGAUCUACAGGAAUCUGCUCUCCGUGGGACCAACAUCACAAAUCUACUAUUCCUCCCGCCUCUUCGCCUUCUCCUGUGUGCAGUUCCUCAGGCAGCAUGUGCUUCAGAUCUUCCCGGACUUGUGUGCAAAGAAUCACUUCCAUCCAGCGGAUUCCAGUCCAGGGCAGCCAGAGCAUCAGGGUUCUGAUGAGAACUGCAGGACUGAAAACACACAAGGGCGGGAGAGAGAAGCCUCCAAACCCUUGUGUGGGAGCACAGGGGAGAGAGAGACCGCAAGAGCAUCCUCCAGUUCUGCCCGAGGACAGUCAGCAAGGCCCAGAAAACACAACACAGUGGUAGGAAUGAAGGCCGACUCUGCCCCGAGGGGAAAAAACUCUGUGGAAACAGACAAGGGUUCGAAGAGAUUAGAAACCUCAAGAUUUGGAGUAAGUACUUGUAGACAAGAUGAGCCAGACUGCAGCUUGAAACCAAACUUCACAAAUCAGAAGGCCCUUUCCCAGGAGAAGCCACAUGUAUACAGUGAGUGUUGCCAAGGCCUUACUCAGAAAUCCUAUUUCCUUCAGCAACAAAGAAUACACUCAGAUGAGAAACAUGAUGUGUUUCCGCCAGGCUGGAGCCUCAAGUCAUCUCUCAUCACACACCCGAGGACACGCUCAGGGCAGAAGCCAUGUGGGUGCAUAGAAUGUGCACAGGGCUUUACCUGCAAACCAGCUGUCAUCACACACCAGAGGAUACACUCAGGGGAGAAAUCAUAUGUGUGUAAGGAAUGUGGGCAAUGCUUUAGCUGGAAAUCAGCUUUCAUCAGACACCAGUGGGCACACUCAGAGGAAAAACCUUAUACCUGUAAGGAGUGUGCCCGAGGCUUUAGCCGAAAGUCACAUCUCAUCAGACAUGAGAGGACACACACAGGUGAGAGACCUUAUGUAUGUCAGGAAUGUGGGCGAGGCUUUAGUGUCAGGUAAAUUCUCAUCAUACAUCAAAGCACACACUCAGGGGAGAAACCUUACAGGUGUCAGGAGUGUGGAUGAGACUUUAGUCAAAAGUUAUAUCUCAGCAGACACCAAAGGACACACUUGGGGGAGAAACCACAUGUGUGUAAGGAGUGUGGGCGAGCCUUUAGCUUGAAGGGAGAUCUCAUCAAACACCAGAGGAUACACUCAGGGGAGAAGCCAUAUGUGUGUAAAGAGUGUGAGAGACCCUUUAGCCGAAAGUCAACUGUCAUCAGACACCUGAGGACACACACAGGUGAGAGACCUUAUGUAUGUAAGGAAUGUGGGCGAGGCUUUGGCCGAAAGUCAACUCUCAGCAUGCAUCAGAGGACACACACAGGGGAGAAGCCAUAUGUGUGCAAGGAAUGUGGGCGAGGCUUUAGCCAGAGGGCAUAUCUCAUCACUCACGAGAGGACACACACAGGGGAGAAACCUUACAUGUGUACGGACUGUGGACGAGGCUUUGGCCAACAGUCACAUCUCACUGCACACCAGAGGAAGCACUUGGGAAAAACCACAUGUGUGUAAGGAGUGUGGGCCAGGCUUCAGCCAAAAAAGCCAUCUCAACAGACACCAGAGGACACACUCAGGGGAGAAGCCACAUGUGUGCAAGGAGUAUAAGUGAGGCUUCCGCCAAAAAAACCAUCUCAACUGACACCAGAGGACGCUGGUGAGAAGCCACAUGUGUGCAAGGAAUGUGGGCGAGGCUUCGGCCGAAAGACAAAUCUCAUCAAACACCAGAGGACACACUCAGGGAGAAGCCACAUGUGUGUAAAGAGUUUGGGCUUCAGCCAAAAAUCAAUUCUCAUCAAACACCAAAGGGAAACUCUCCCUGGAGGUGAGCCACACACUAUCUACUUCACUGUCUUGUUGAAGAGCCAUUUUGAUCCACGCUGAUGGCAACCAGAGUCCUGGAGAUGUGUUCACUGCCAUUGGAUCUAGCAGACUUUUCACCUACCAGCCUGUGUGAUCUUGCUGCUAUCUGCACCAUUGCUUGACUCUGAAGAGGGAUUUAUGGACUAGUAUGGGAUUUUGGACUUUAUCUAGACUGGGAUGUGUGCUUGGUAUAUAGCUCUUCAUAUAAAGCUCUCAAACACUUAA